Messenger RNA from Oreochromis aureus, 4132 nucleotides. It is a transcript of the gene ddah1, whose product is annotated as dimethylarginine dimethylaminohydrolase 1. The coding region runs from base 1595 to 2443 and encodes 282 amino acids. The transcript has 6 exons. NCBI's taxonomy places the organism in Eukaryota, Metazoa, Chordata, Actinopteri, Cichliformes, Cichlidae. Gene Ontology annotation, molecular function: amino acid binding; dimethylargininase activity. Gene Ontology annotation, biological process: positive regulation of nitric oxide biosynthetic process; arginine metabolic process. The record is from RefSeq and is a predicted model, not a curated record.
AGGAUCAUAAUCAGAGGAAAUAACACCACAUGCAGUGGUGAACAAUGACAGCAUUUCCAUAAUUCAGUAGUUCCUAGAACCAAUUUUUACCAUAAUAACGUGCAGUAAUAAUUUUCUGUGUCUCACGUCACCGUUACACUGUUUCUUCUAUGCACUGAGGUUUAUGGACAGCUCUCUUACUGUCCUGCCAGUCAGGUUGAUGUUUGAACACUGUAAAACCUCUAUUCUUUUGUUUUUCUGUUUUAGAUUUGCUGCUGUUCUUCGGAUCAUUAUCCUUUGAAUGACCCAAUUUCAGGCAAACUUUAGCUGUCACACAGAUGGCCUCACAUUUGACUCUAGAAUACUUUGGUAUACAGAGGAGCUCAUGGCCACCUUGGUGAUUGCAAGGUGUCCAGGUCCAAAUGAGCCAUUCAUGUUCAAUUCUUUUCUUAUUGUACUAUAAUGAACUUUAACACAUGCUGACUGAGUCUGAGACGUGACUGUUGGAUUUAGUUUUGGUUUUUUUGUUUGUUUUCAGUUUCUCUGACCUUUGCGCUGUCUGACCUUGAAGUGAAUUUUCCAGGAUACCCACUUCCGGGAAAAUCGCGGCAUUGUCCUGAAUGCUCCAAGCUAGCAAACAGCCAGAACGUCUGCUUUUGUAGAGGCAGUCACCUCUGCUGAUGGUCAACAAAUCAAGUGCGAAUUAAGUUUGAUUGCCCUCAAAUUCCCCUGGAAGAAUGGGACAUAGUUUUUCACAGGACUGCAUCCUGUGAAAUGUCCCCUCCCCCCCACAUAACUGUAAUGUCUUAUUAACAGGAUUAGAGAAGAACAAAUAGAUGUCACUAUGGGGACACCAACAAGCUAAAAUGGUCUAAGUAUUUUAUUUAUUGAUUUUAUUAAAUUUUAUUGUUUAUUUACAUUUUUAUAUUUCUAUGGAUGAUGCACUGAUCGUAGACCACUUUUAAUUUCGUUGUACCUGCGACAAUGACAGUAAAGACAUUCUGAAUCUAACUGACCAGCCAACAGUCCACAGCAAUGUUUACAAGCACGUAUGAAGGGAAAUGUAUAUCCUUCUAUAACUGAACAGCUACAUCCGGGUAGUGUUUUGCAUUUUCCUUGGCAAAAAAAAUCUAACAGACCCUUUUUUGUUUUCUGACUUGUUCAUUUAUCCCUACAGAGAUAUGGAAACCGUAUUUGUUUUUCCCUGUUAUUGUUUUGAAUAGACUGUUAAAGCUCGAGUUUUACUAUCAGGUUUUGCUCUGUUGAUCCAGUGGAUAAUUGAUUGAGCCACAGGCUCAUGGGGUCCUGUCACUCGCUGGGCUGAGCGCCUGGCUGAGGGCUGACAGACUCAGGCUACACGUGAUGGUCGGUGCGCGUCACCGAAGCGCUGUCGCUCGCCUGGAGACUGGAGCAGGGCUGACUGACACUGUGUGCAGCAGGCUACUGUAAAUAAAGAAUAAAAGCCCAACAAACUAACAGGGAACAAAUAAGCAAGCUAGGAAUUAUCGAGUCAGCUGACUCUAGUUUUUUUCUCUCUCAUUCAUUCUCCGAGUUGUCUCUCAGGGUGUUUUUUUUUCUCCAGAUUUGAACGUGCCAAGUAAAGGGAACGCAAAACAUGGCUGGUUUGAUGGCAGGUUACGGUCAUUACACCCACGCCGUCGUCCGGGGAAUCCCUGCGUCCCUGGCCAAAGAAGCGCUUCGGAGCAGCCAGACAGAGGUGGACCUGGCCAAGGCGGUGAAGGAGCACGAGGCAUACGUCGAGGUCCUGAGGACGAGGCUCGGGCUGGAGGUGGUCGAGCUCCCCGCGGACGAGUCACUCCCGGACUGCGUGUUCGUGGAGGACGCGGCCGUGGUGUGCGGUGACACGGCGCUCAUCACCAGACCCGGGGCUGAGAGCAGGAGAGGAGAGACGGAGGCAAUGAAAGGGGCUCUGAAGGAUUUAAAUCUGAACAUUGUGGAAAUGACUGAUGAGAAUGCGACACUGGAUGGAGGAGAUGUCCUUUUUACGGGUCGAGAGUUCUUCGUGGGACUUUCCAAACGGACCAAUCAGAGAGGAGCAGAGAUCUUAGCAGAUGCAUUUAAGGACUAUGCCGUUUCCACUGUGCCUGUGCUCGACGGCCUGCACCUGAAGAGCUUCUGCAGCAUGGGAGGACCAGGCCUUAUUGUAAUCGGCUCCAGUGAACCAGCACAGAAAGCCCUCAAAAUAAUGCAGCAGAUGAGUGACCAUCGCUACGACAAACUAACAGUGCCCGACGACCUCGCCGCCAACUGCAUCUACAUGAACCUGCCCAGCAAGGGACACGUGCUUCUACACUGCACAGCAGAGGAGUUUCCAGAGAGUGCAAAGGUGUUUGAGAAGCUGAAGGACCACAUGCUGAUACCCGUGUCCAACUUGGAGAAGGUCAAAGUGGAUGGAGCCCUAACAUGCUGCUCUGUCCUCAUCAACAAGAAGGCCAACAUCUGAGCGGGGUCACUAGGGGUCUCUCAGUGCAUGGUAACCAAGCGGAGCCUUUAACUAAUCACCAUGGAUCCCAAGGUUUGACUGUCCUGGUAUACAGAGGAGGUGUAGGGAAGUUUAAUGUUGCUGAGGGGCAAAGGGAGUAAUGUCUACCCUUUCACUCCAAAACACUAAAAUAACAUUAAAAGUGUGAAAGAAUAGUUCAGUUGAUUUAAAAUACAAUAUGUUUGUCACAUUUUCUCCUAAUUAAUUAAUUUGUAAUUUUCCAAUAGCAUAUGCUGCUUCACUUGUCUACAAGCUGUUGUCAUUAAUUAUAAGUGUAUCUGAUAAAGACCUGAUCCCAGAUCAGAUUAGUCAGCCAUGUUGAAUUUCCCCUUUAACCUGCACAGCAGCAACUGCUCAUUAGUAGAACCACACUUACUUACUGUCCAGUGUUUACAACUCUUUAAAAGAACCACACAGAACAGAGCGCUGGCGACAGACCCAGUGGGACCUGUCAGCUGUUGUCUCUGUAUAGUCUUACCAACAUUUGACUUCAGAUGUAUUAAUAAUUCAACUAAUUCAGACAUCAUUUGGGUACAAAAAAAGAUACAAUUGAUGUGCAUUGUUUAUGUUCACCCUUUUAACUGUGAUUUCAUCUUUCUGCGUGUUUGCUUAUGUAAUGAAUUGUACACUAAUUCUUCAAGAACUAUGUUUUGGAGCAAGUCCUGCUACGAUGUGAUAUAAAAUCUCAAUGUGAUUGUUGCAGUUACAUUUUUUUCCUCUUGUAUGUUGAAUUGCUUCUAUUCCUUUACAAGUGGUGCUAAAACAAACUUCCAAAACCAUAACAUUGCUUAUUAAUUCAAAAAGAUAUUUUGAAUUCUUAUUCUGAAAGUACAGUUCUUAAAAUACUUGAAAAGCCUUGUGGAGAUGUGAGAUUGUGGUGUGAUUACAGUGAUUUUUUUUUUUUUUGCAUUAUAACUUGUUUUUCAUUAAAGCCACCCGAUAGAGAAGCUACCAGUGACUGAAGAUUAUAUGUAAAAGAUGGAUGUCACCUCCCAAUCUGGGGAAAAAGAAAACAAAAAAAUAUUACGCUCGUGUGGAAGUGCCUUAAACCUGCAUUACUUAUAAUGGGCACCAGGGGGCGACACCUCUUGUUGCAAAACGAAGAAAAGAUCAUGGAUUGUAUGGAAGUCUACAAGAAAAUGAUCCUACUUUGCAUUUGUUGUAUGACUUCAGAAAACAUGGAUGAGUUUAUAGUCUCAGUCGGUGUCCGAUUAAAAAAAAAAUGCCAUCGUAUCGGCAUCAAUUAAAACAAUAUGGCAUUGUUUUAAUUGAUUUUCAAUGAUGAUCUAUUUAGGGUAAAACACAUAAAGGUAAAGAUGAAGAAGGCUAUUCUUUAGCGUCCAAUGUCACUUGUUUUUUGUUUUGUUUUAUUUAGUCAGAUCUACUCCUUGCUCGUCCAAGUUCAAAACAUUAAGAUGGUGAUGACAAAAAUGCUCCUUGCAAACCAAUGUGUAGCUGCAUCCAUCUUUUAUAUACAGUCUAUGGCAGUAACUGGUCAAGUGAUGCUAUAUUGCAGUGGUUUCAUAACAUUUUGUUGAUGUAAACAUUGUAUAAACAAAGAGGGGAUGACAGACAUGUAAGAAAGACUUUGUGCCAACCCGGCAGAGGUGGAAAAUGUCAUUAUUAAACUCUGAACUAGACUUUCAUUUA